Molecule: messenger RNA, 1243 nt
Organism: Marchantia polymorpha subsp. ruderalis
Lineage: Eukaryota; Viridiplantae; Streptophyta; Marchantiopsida; Marchantiales; Marchantiaceae
Source: the annotation of a GenBank genome assembly
GCCGCUCCUUGUCUGAUGUGAUCUGCGCUGGACACAAGCGCAGCCGUGGCUUUGUUUUUCCAAGAUUUCAAGAGGAUCUGUUGUGUACAUACAUCACAAGCCACACCCUAUGAUGAGGUAUACUUGACAGCAGCAAUCUCCGCGUACAUAUCGUGUAUUUAAAUUAUAUGAUCACGCAUCUUCACCACUACUGUUCCCUGAUUGUUGGAAGCAUUUGAAGAGAGACUCGGCUGUUUUUCAUUACUCAAGAAGACUGGCUGUGGCGAGGAGCUAAAAGUCACAUAGUUUUGCAUAUGGACUGUUUAUGAUACAAGUGUUCCGUAUCGAAGUACACAGUGUUCAGACUCGCUCAGACUGGGAGUGAUACACGCACCAACGGAACACCAUGGAAACGAUUUCGGAGCUUUGUCCAACGUAGUCGGAGUUGUAACAGUCUGUGUACGAGCGAGAUCUCUUGAAGCUUGUUCCUGUGGACCAUACCUGUGACUAAACUUGACAAUUUUCUACACAAAAUGAUGAGGGUCGUGGAAGCGAUUCCCGAUUAUGGCAGACGAGUCUGCAGGCUGGAGCUUCUGAUCUUGCUAGCCAUAGCGUUCUUGCUCUCUGAAAAAGGACUCUUCCCUUCAGAGGCCGACUCGGAAGACAGGACUGCAGAUUUGAAGUUGCAACCUUCGAAAGGCUGUAGACCAUUACGACCAGAAUCGUUUCAUCAUCCUGAAGAUUCUUCAAGCUUGAGUCACAUGGCUGUCUUCCUGGAAGACGUUCCCGGCGAACUACAUGGUCGAAGAAUUCUGGCCGACUCAGCCUCUUCCCCCAUGGCUACAAGUUCUGAUGUAAUUGUUGCAGCUCAAAGCCCUGGAUCUCCUGCACCCCCUGCAAAAAACGAUGUCCUACCAUAGUAUUGACGGAUGGGAUGAAGUCGGCUCUUGCUCCUCUGAGUAGGAGAGUACAAACAGACUAUUUGAUAGCAACAUCUGGUUGACAACCAUGCUCAUGAAGAUACAGUGGCAUGUGAAGAUUCAACUGCUUCAGUUUAGCAGAUUGUGGAACAUUAUUAGGAGUUACUGCGGAAGGCAGUAGUAGACGAUCUAACUCGCGUAACGACGUCAAUUCCAGUAAAGUGACAAUGAACCAGUUCAAGUCCCUUUGACUAUAACAGUAUAGAUGUUUAUCAUCUAUAUGUAUUAAAAAAUCAUUCAUUGCCUGUAAUAUUUUAUUUUCGGGAAAAAAUCAUUCAAUGUCA